UGUUGCUGUAUUAUUUUUAAAAUUUAAUGCCGAAAAAAAAAAUUGUAGCUACAUUAUAAGUAGUAAGCCCAGAAGUCCUUUCGAAAUACUUAAUAAAAAAAUCUUUUUUGUUUGUUAUUAUAACUUUACGAUAUCGGAAACUACAUAUUAAAAAAUCGGCAAAUAGUAUUAGAUAAAUAUGGAUGUUACGGGUAAUUUUGAGGAUAUAAUUUCUGAAAGUAACUUCGAAACGGAUGGUUCUCCAGAAGCAAGAGAAGAAAAAGUUACUUCGCAAAAUCCAGAAAACAGGGUGGAUGAAAUUAUACCGAUAAAUGCUAGCUUAGAUGAUAUUCUUGUGAAUGUAGCAGAUGAUGACAGUAAAGACAUUAAGGAAAUGUCUGAUGAACAAAAGUUACCUUUGAAAUCAGACGGAAAGGAUAUUCCAAUAGAAGUGCCAAUCCAAGAAGCAGGUGAUGGCACAGAAGAAAGUUAUUUAAAACUAUGUGUUAAAUCUGAUGCUGUAAUUACCUCAACAAAUAUAGGUGCUGAAAUGAGUACUGUUAACAAAUCUCUUAUGGAAUACUUUGAUGCAACUUCAAAUAAUGACAAUGAUGUUAAAUCUAAUAUUGAUGAAGACAAUAAUAGUGAUGUACUAGAUGAAGACUUACAGCUAAGAUGGGAUGAUGACGAAAAUGAUGGUGAUAAUGUGAUAAGCAGUGCAGAUGAAGAAGAAUUAUUAAAAGAAAAUACAGACACACAUGAUGAGAAAGCACAAAAGGAAGAUACCGAUAGUAAAGAACUGAAUGAACAAAAUGUAAGGAAAGAAAAAGUACAUGCACUAAAACCUACUACAACUGAUAAAUAUGAUAAAUAUGUUUCAACAGAUUCAAUACAAAAAAUUGAAGAAAUUGUAACACAGCAUGGCUUGAAAAAGCCUGAUAUGAUGUUGGAAAUACCCACUCAAGAAUUAAUGGAUUUUAUGGAUGAAGAUGAUGAACCUGAUCUUAGUAAUUUGGAUAUAUUACCUGACAUAGAAAAGGGUCAAAAUAGCCCUAAGGAUGAAGACGAAAUGGAUAUUGAUAACCUUAAAACUCUAAUUAAUGCUGAUUUACAAUUGGAUGAUGAUGACACAAAUACUACAGAAAUUGUGCAAACUGAUUCAAAAGAUUCUGAAAACAUUAAUGCUAAUGUAAGUGUGUCAUUAGAAAAUAAUGAAGCUUUAACAGAUAUAGUAUCAAAAGAUAUGGAUCCAGUUCAACUAAAAGAUGAUGGAAAUCAGCAAAAUAUUGAUAAAACUGUUGAUGAACCUCAACCUUCAACAUCCAAAGCUUCUGCAAUAACAGAAAUGAAAGGAGACUCGGAUGAAGUAGGUGAGAUGAGUGAUAGUCUGGGUUUGUUGGCUGAGUCUACCAAAGUGGAAGAAGAUGAUGAUGAUGAUGAGCAGGAGGAUGAUGAUGAUGAUGGAGAUGAUGAUGAGGAAUAUGAUCCAGAUGAAGAGCAUAGUAACGAAAUGGUAGUUGAAUAUUCAGAAGACUCUAAUGCAGUAAACUCUGAUUUGGACAUAGUUAAAAUAACACAAUCUGAUGCACCUACAGUAUCACAGACAGACUCUACCCUGUGCGAUGAACAAAUUGAUAUUUGUGAAUUCUCUGUUACUGACAAUAUAAGUCAAGAGGAAAAUGACAAAAAUAUUGAAACCAUAGAGGAAAUGGAAACUGAUAUAACAAUGUUUGAAGCUGAAAAAAAUUAUGAGAAUAAUGAGGAAAUUGGUCAUAAAAUGAUUCUAGAUAAAGAAUUGGAACAAGAUGAGCCCGAGUCUUUAAUAUCUCCUGCUACAAUUGAUAUAGAUAAUGGUGAUGAAGUCUCAAAUAAACUACCCGAAGAGAGUGAACAAGAUGAGAACAGCAUGACUAUAAAUGAAGCACAGUCACUAUCAGCUCCAGAAUCGGAGAAAAGGAAAAAUGAUAAUGUUGUACUACUGGACAGCUCGUCAGAAGAUGAAAAAGAAAAUUCGCCAAAUAUUCAGAUGGAAAAAGAAGAACCUAGUCUGAAUGAUGAUAUUAAAAGUAACUCAGGAUCGCCACAAAACGAAAACUCUACAGAUGAAAUAGUCGAAAAAAUGGAUAUUGACAAAAUUAAUUCACCAAAUAAAGAAAAAAAACAAUCGUCGAAACUCCCAAUUGGCUUAGAAGUGUUUAAUGUUGAUUCAGACGAAGAAGAAUUAGGACAGAAUGACAUGGUGGAGAAUGUAGAGCAGCCAGUACCCAUAAAAUGUGUCAACCCCAAGUGUCAGAGUCCAAAUGACACCAAGUUCUAUGCGGCGGAUGCUGACGUGUUAAAGUUCUAUGAGAUGGACCACAAGAAGAAGGCAGCGGUCUGUGAAACUUGUGCCAAUGUCUUUGAUAAACAUAUUCAGGAUUUGUUAAAUAGAUUUAAGAACUUCACUCCCCUAUUGGAUCUGCAUAAUGGUAAAUCUAAUCAAGAUCUAGUCGAGAUAUAUGAUUCGGAAUCCGAGGAGGAAGAUGAGACUGAAGAAAAUGGAAACAAGAUUGGCACAUCUGUAGCUAAAUUUCUGGAAGAUAAUUUGGCAGAUGUGUUCAACACAUCAUGGGAAAAAUACAAUAUGGACUCCCGACUUGCUGUCUCGGAAAACGAACUGCAACAAGACUUAAAUAAUUUGCAAGUACAUACAGAAGAAUUGGACAAAAUGUUGAAAGAAUGUCAAGCAGCGACUGAUACAUUACGCAAUAAUCUAUACGCCACAUUUGAGGUGGACCGCAAGACUUUACCAUCUAUUGUCAUUGUUGACACACCCACAACUAUGUACUGCUGCUAUGAGAAUAACCAAAGUGAACAAGAGCCACCUCAGACCCGCUUGAAGCGUCGCUUAAUGACAAAUACUGACACUCCCGCUAAAAGGUUAUUGACUACGGACAAAAUGACUUUUCAACAGGAUAAAAUCAUUGAUGGCACUGCAGCAGAAGCUAACGACGAUAAUGUAGACGUAUCAGUGGUAAAGUUGUCCCGUGAGCCGGCGCCCGCAGAGCUGCCUCCGCGCGGCGUCAUCAUCAAGCCCGCACUGCGCGCCGGCAUGUCCGUCUACGCUAUGAAGACUACAUUCGGACUAUGGAUUAAAGCUAAGAUCGUCGAAAUUUUACCUAAAUUGAUAGACGACGAUUCAGGUGUUAUGUAUGAUCAAGCAACUAAAACAUCAAUUAAACAAAGCGAAACAGUUUGCCCCGAAUCAACAGUAACUAGACGAUCACGAAGGAUUUACAAAAAGAAAGUACCAAAAGUAAAAAAAAUACCAAAAACGGGAGCAGAACGAAUACGUGCUUAUAGAAAUCGUAUACUUGAAUAUGAACUAGAAAUGGCCGCUAGAUCUAUGACAAUUGCAGUAACAAAUCCAAAAGAAAUAACGCCUUUACAUAAUUUAGAAAACGAACAAAUAACUUCACCUGAUAUUCAGAAUACUAUACUUUACAAUGCUCUAACUCGACCUACCAAAGAACAACCAGAGCAAAAUAAUCCAUGCGAAAUUGAGUCAUCAACGAAGUUCACAAAUUGCCGUGUGAAGUUCGAGUACAAAUCGACCAAGAACUUUACUAAGCAUGUGACGGGGCGUCGUCUCGCGUACUCCGAUCCACCUGACGUACGUCUUAUAAUUGGUACAAGAAUAAUUGCGUGUGCAGAAAAGACGGAUUCUUUCUAUUCUGGCGUUGUUGCCGAGGUGCCGAAUCCAGUUAACAAGUUUAGGUAUUUGGUAUUCUUCGACGACGGGCACGCAAAGUACGUGCAGCACGCGGACACGCGGCUCGUGUGCGAGUGCUCGCGCAGCGUGUGGGAGGAGGUGCACCCCUACUCCCAGGAGUUCGUGCGCCAGUACCUCCUCGCGUACCCCGAGCGACCCAUGGUGCGUCUGCGACCCAAGCAGAACCUCAAGACUGAAUGGCAAGGUCAGUGGUGGAACUCUCGCGUGCUGCAAGUUGACGCGUCCCUUGCUGAGAUCGAGCUGGCGGGCAAGCGGCGCGAGUGGAUCUACCGCGGCUCCACCCGCCUCGCCCCGCUCUACCUCGAGCUGCAGGCCGCUGAGAGGCACCGCACUCGACCCAUGCCGCGCUCCGGACCACAGGUCAAGUCCAACAUGCCGUACGUGGAGUAUACGCGUUAUGACGAGCCUUCCAAGUCACCCUCAGAAGCGGCGCAACAGAACGAGGAGCUACGUCGUCAACGCGCCGUGGCCAAGAAGUCGACAGCUCAGAGCCAGCCGCCGCCGCAGCCAACCAAUAUAGUCCCAGUGGAAAACAUCCUCUCUAGAGUUGUGCACUACAAGCCUAAGAACGCGGUGCGUCCCCUACAUAUGGUGCCGCACGAGUGCGGGCCACAGUGCAGGCGCAGUGAUGUGUUGCCGCUCAAGGACCUGCGCACAUACAAUCCACUCACAAAACCACUGCUCAGCGGAUGGGAGAGGCAACUGAUCCGGUACAAGACGAACAAGAUAGUGAUGUACCGCGCGCCGUGCGGCCGGCGACUGCGCGACAUGCCUGAGCUACAUCGAUACCUGCGCCUCAUCGAUUCCGACAUGGCCGUCGAUCUGUUCGACUUCAGCCCAGCAACACACUGCCUCGCCGAGUUUGUGCUCAAUAACUGCAUUAUUGGCAAGAAGGAUCUGUCGCACGGCAAGGAAAUUGUUCCGGUGCCUUGCGUGAACUACUACGACGGCUCUUUGCCGGAGUUCUGCUCAUACAACACGGAGCGCACACCCACUGCCGGCGUACCACUCAAUCUCGACCCCAACUUCCUCUGCGGCUGCGACUGUGAAGACGACUGCGAGGAUAAAAGUAAAUGCGCUUGCUGGAAGAUGACACUAGAGGGCGCGCGCACAAUCGGCAUGGAGGGGGACGUGGGCUACGUGUACCGCCGGCUGCCAGAACCUCUGCCCUCCGGCAUUUACGAAUGUAACUCUAGAUGUAAAUGUCGUAACACAUGUUUGAAUCGAGUCGCGCAACAUCCUCUACAAUUAAAACUACAGGUUUUUAAAACUGAUAGAAGAGGUUGGGGUAUCCGGGCACUGAACGAUGUGCCCAAAGGUGCGUUCCUGUGCGUGUACGCGGGAAAUCUGCUCACCGACGCAACAGCUAACUUGGAUGGACUGAACGAGGGUGACGAGUACUUGGCCGAGCUGGACUACAUCGAGGUGGUGGAGGCCAUGAAGGAGGGCUACGAGGAGGACGUGCCUGAAUCACUCAAGGAAAAUGAUGAUGAGAGCGACUCCAGCGAGUCUUCAGAGGAAGAUGAUUCGAGUGAAGAGAAGAAGUCGAAGACGAGAUCGUCUAAAGACGAGGACGAUGAAUUCCGGCCAGGUUACGUUGAUUUGCCGUUAAAGUUCAACAAGCAUUUGCGAACUCGAGAGAAAUGCAAGAAAGAGAAGGAAGAUGAUGAGAUGAUAGAAAAAAAGAAAGAGAAAGCAAAAGAAAAAGAGAAGGAGGUAGAAAAGGAAGAGAAAAAGGAAAUCAAAAAGGAUGGAGACAAUGAGAAUGAAAAUGAAGACUGCAUAACUAUAAGUGACGAUGAAGAAGUACGGGAACCGUCGAGUUUCUCCGUACAGGAGGGGAUGGACUCGAAGCAAUUAGUCUCCAAAUAUAGGUCUGUCCGUUCGUACUUCGGCAAGGACGAGGCGUGUUACAUCAUGGACGCUAAGGUGCAGGGCAACAUUGGACGAUAUUUAAACCACUCUUGCUGCCCAAACGUGUUCGUGCAGAACGUGUUUGUGGACACGCACGACCCGCGUUUCCCCUGGGUGGCAUUUUUCGCGUCUACCCACAUCCGUGCAGGCGUCGAGUUGACUUGGAACUACAACUACGACGUAGGCUCCGUGCCUGGUAAAGUACUUUAUUGCUAUUGCGGCGCUGACAACUGCAGGGGUAGGCUGCUGUAAACAUCUCAUCAAUAUGUCCAGAUAUCUUGUUGAUCUACAGCCGAACGCAAUAAUCGAUAUUAAACUUUUUUUCUUAUACGUCAUAUC
Messenger RNA from Papilio xuthus (Asian swallowtail), 6004 nucleotides. RefSeq names its product SET domain bifurcated histone lysine methyltransferase eggless (gene egg). Gene Ontology annotation, cellular component: nucleus. Gene Ontology annotation, biological process: negative regulation of gene expression; heterochromatin organization. NCBI's taxonomy places the organism in Eukaryota, Metazoa, Arthropoda, Insecta, Lepidoptera, Papilionidae. Bases 179 to 5917 code for a protein of 1912 amino acids. Gene Ontology annotation, molecular function: protein binding; DNA binding; zinc ion binding. The record is from RefSeq and is a predicted model, not a curated record. The transcript has 35 exons.